GCUUUGACUCUCUCUCUCUUCUUCUCUCCUUGUCCUCUCUCUCCUUCUUAACCACCCAACGGCUCUUCACUUCAUUCACUUCCCAUUCUCUCUCUCUCUCUCUCUCUCCGCCGCUGGAGAAUCACUGGCAAUGAAGCUCUCGUCCAGUAGAACAAUGGAGCUCCGCCUAGGGUUUCGAGAGACGGUGUCUCUGAUUCAGGUAUUAACGAUUGUAUUAACGGCCAGUGCAGAAAGGUCUGAUACACGGUUCCUUUUGACGUCAAACUCAUCUUGGGGGAAAAUACAUGCUGAAGACUAUUGUGCGAUGUAUGACAUUUGUGGAGCACGAAGUGAUGGGAAAGUACUGAAUUGCCCUUAUGGGUCCCCAUCUGUGAAGCCAGAUGACCUAUUAUCAUCGAAGAUUCAAAGUUUGUGUCCAACAAUUACUGGCAAUAUAUGUUGUACAGAGACCCAAUUUGACACAUUGAGGUCACAAGUCCAACAAGCGGUUCCUUUUCUUGUAGGUUGUCCGGCGUGCUUGAGAAAUUUUUUGAACUUCUUCUGUGAGCUCUCCUGCUCUCCUAAUCAGAGUCUUUUCAUCAAUGUGACUUCUGUUUCCAAGGUUAAUGGAAAUUUGACCGUGGAUGGGAUUCAAUAUUAUAUAACUGACAAUUUUGGUGAAGGCAUGUAUGAAUCAUGUGCGGAAGUGAAGUUUGGUACUAUGAACACUCUAGCAAUGGAAUUUAUUGGUGCUGGUGCCACAAAUUUUACAGAAUGGUUUGCUUUUAUCGGUACACGAGCAAGCCUUAGCGUGCCAGGUUCACCAUAUGCAAUUGAUUUCGAGCCAACUGCUCCUGUGUCAUCUGGAAUGAUACCUAUGAACUUGACUACUUAUUCGUGUGGGGAUACUUCACUAGGGUGUUCCUGUGGUGAUUGCCCUUCAUCCCCUGUUUGCUCUAGUUCAGCUCCUCCUUCCCCUGACAAAAAAGGUUCUUGCUCUGUGAGAAUGGGGUCUCUUAAGGUAAAAUGUGUCGACUUUGUUGUGGCAAUUCUGUACAUCAUAUUGGUUUCUGCGUUUCUCGGAUGGUCUUUGUUUCUUCAUCGAAAGGAGAAGAGGGGCCCGGCUUAUCACACUAGACCUUUGAUGAAUGUUACAAGUGUUCAAGAAACCCACUCUGUCAAUCAGCAAAAACGAGAGAAUCCUUCCAUUCAGUUCAUCGAAGACAAUUCUCAAACUUCAAAUGUGGUUCAACUUUCUGUUGUGCAAGGAUGCAUGUCCAAAUUGUUCAGGAGAUAUGGAACAAUGGUUGCUAGGAAUCCAAUCCUUGUGUUAUGUUUGUCAGUGGCUGUUGUUCUUCUGCUUUGUCUAGGUUUAAUCCAUUUUAAAGUUGAGACACAACCUGAGAAGCUAUGGGUAGGACCUGGGAGUAAAGCUGCAGAAGAGAAAUCGUUUUUUGACAGCCAUCUAGCCCCCUUUUACCGAAUUGAGCAGCUCAUAAUUGGAACAACUCCAGAUGUGAUGCAUAGCAACUCAUCUAGUAUUUUGACACAGGACAACAUCAACUUACUUUUCGAAAUACAAAAGAAGGUGGAUGGAAUUCAAGCAAAUUACUCAGGCUCAUUGAUAUCUCUGAGUGACAUUUGUAUGAAGCCUCUUGGCCAAGAUUGUGCCACUCAAAGUGUUCUACAGUAUUUCAAAAUGGAUCCCAACAAUUACGAUAACUAUGGGGGUGUUGAACAUGUUGACUACUGUUUUCAGCACUAUACUACAGCCGAAACAUGUUUGAGUGCAUUUCAAGCCCCCCUUGAUCCAAGCACAGCGUUAGGUGGUUUCUCGGGCAAUAACUAUUCCGAGGCUUCUGCAUUUAUUAUAACAUAUCCUGUGAACAAUGAUGUUGAUAGCGAAAGCAACGUGAGUAUGAGAGCAGUAGCUUGGGAAAGGGCCUUUAUUCAGUUGGCAAAGGAGGAACUUUUGCCAAUGGUGCAGUCCAAAAAUUUAACACUUGCCUUCUCAUCUGAAAGCUCCAUUGAGGAUGAAUUGAAAAGAGAAAGUACUGCCGAUGCUAUAACGAUUUCAAUAAGCUAUCUUGUGAUGUUUGCUUACAUAUCCUUGACUUUGGGCGAUACACCUCGCCUCUCUUCAUUUUAUAUUUCAUCUAAGGUAUUGCUUGGCCUUUCAGGAGUUGUGCUGGUCAUGCUCUCAGUUCUUGGAUCAGUUGGAUUUUUCAGUGCUGUUGGAAUAAAAUCUACCCUUAUCAUUAUGGAAGUCAUCCCUUUUCUUGUUUUGGCGGUCGGGGUAGAUAAUAUGUGUAUACUGGUGCAUGCUGUGAAGCGGCAGCCAUUGGAAUUGCCUUUAGAAGGACGGAUAAGCAAUGCACUUGUAGAAGUUGGACCUUCCAUAACACUUGCUAGUCUCUCCGAGGUUUUAGCAUUUGCAGUUGGAAGUUUUAUUCCCAUGCCAGCAUGCCGUGUAUUUUCUGUGUUUGCAGCCCUGGCGGUUCUCUUGGACUUCCUUCUGCAGAUCACUGCCUUCGUUGCCUUGAUUGUUCUUGAUUUCAUGAGAGCUGAGGAUAACAGGAUUGAUUGUUUCCCUUGUGUAAAAAUUUCUGGACCAUUUAUGGAACCAAAUGAAGGCCCUAGUCAAAGAAAACCUGGAUUUCUGGCUCGGUAUAUGAAGGAGGUUCAUGCACCUAUUCUGGGUAUUUGGUGGGUCAAAGCCAUUGUCAUUUCUGUCUUUGCAGCUUUUGCAUUGGCUAGCAUUGCUUUGUGUACAAGGAUUGAACCUGGUUUGGAACAACAGAUUGUUCUUCCCCGAGACUCCUACCUUCAGGGUUAUUUCAACAACGUUUCAGAGUAUCUCAGAAUUGGUCCGCCGCUAUAUUUUGUUGUGAAAAACUACAAUUAUAGCUCAGAAUCAACACAAACCAACCAGUUGUGCUCUAUUAGCCAAUGUGAUUCUGACUCUCUUUUAAAUGAGAUUUCAAGGGCAUCUUUAAUUCCAGAGUCGAGUUACAUUUCUAAACCUGCUGCUUCAUGGCUUGAUGAUUUUCUUGUGUGGCUAUCUCCAGAAGCUUUUGGUUGCUGUAGGAAGUUCACAAAUGGAAGUUAUUGUCCCCCUGAUGAUCAGCCUCCUUGUUGUUCAUCCAGUGAUGGUUCUUGUGGCAUUGUUGGAGUAUGCCAAGAUUGCACCACGUGUUUCCUUCGCUCAGAUUUGACCAAUGAUCGUCCAUCUACGGCUCAAUUUAUGGAGAAGCUUCCAUGGUUCUUGGAUGCAUUACCUUCUAAUGACUGUGCAAAAGGUGGCCAUGGGGCUUAUACAGAGAGCGUGGAACUCCAAGGUAAGGGAGGGUAUGAGGAUGGUGUGAUUCAAGCAUCCUCUUUCCGUACAUAUCACACACCCCUCAACAAGCAAGUUGACUAUGUCAAUUCGAUGAGGGCUGCACUAGAGUUCAGUUCGAGGGUUUCUAGUUCUUUAAAGUUGGAAAUCUUCCCCUACUCAGUUUUCUAUGUAUAUUUUGAGCAAUACCUUGACAUAUGGAGGACAGCUUUGAUCAACCUUGGUAUAGCUAUUGGCGCAGUAUUUGUUGUUUGCUUGAUUAUUACAUGGAGUUUAUGGAGCUCAGCAAUCAUCUUACUCGUUCUGGCGAUGAUUGUUGUGGAUAUGAUGGGUGUGAUGGCAAUUCUGAAUAUCCAACUGAAUGCAGUGUCUGUUGUUAACCUUGUAAUGUCAGUGGGCAUUGCUGUUGAGUUCUGCGUGCAUAUAACACAUGCUUUCUCGGUAAGCAGUGGAGAUAGAAAUCAUCGCACAAAGGAGGCUUUGGGUACAAUGGGUGCUUCUGUCUUCAGUGGAAUUACGCUCACAAAGCUAGUUGGGGUGAUUGUUCUUAGUUUCUCGAGGACCGAAGUUUUUGUGGUUUAUUACUUCCAAAUGUUCCUGGCAUUGGUUCUUCUUGGUUUCUUGCAUGGACUAGUAUUUUUACCGGUAUUAUUGAGCAUGGUCGGCCCGCCUUCGAGGAGUCUAGUCAUCCAGAAGCAAGAUCAGCCCGUUGUUUCACCUGAUCGAUAAGAAGAUUUGGUGCCUCAUAGGAGCUCCGAUUUGUGGGGUUAUAGUUUAGCUGUUUUUAUGCUAAAUUUGAAUGUAAAAUCAAGGAAAGAGAACAAUGGAUUAGCAUUAUAGUUUGGAAAGUGGUACUAGUUUGAAAAGAAGAAAACAGCGCAUACGUUUAUCCGGCUUCAUGAAAAUGCAAAAUCCAACACAACCGAUGGGAAAACUCAUUGGACAA
Messenger RNA from Rhododendron vialii, 4262 nucleotides. RefSeq lists its product as uncharacterized. Gene Ontology annotation, molecular function: lipid carrier activity. NCBI's taxonomy places the organism in Eukaryota, Viridiplantae, Streptophyta, Magnoliopsida, Ericales, Ericaceae. Bases 131 to 4045 code for a protein of 1304 amino acids. Gene Ontology annotation, cellular component: membrane. The transcript is spliced from 39 exons. The record is from RefSeq and is a predicted model, not a curated record.